CCUUGAAAAUUGCUAACGGUUCUACACAGAUGUCCGCUGUGAUUGAAGUGGCAUGCCCUCCAAAAGGCUAGAAACUCUCCUAUUUGACAAUGUGGGUUAAACUUUUAAGUAAAACGGGUGUUCGAACUUCCUGGUCUGUAUCUGUUUCUGAUUGGUGUAACUGAUUUCGUACUCGUAUGGAUUACCUCCACUGAUAAAAUAUUUACUGAAUGUGUUCACCCAAACGUUUAUUUUGCCCCUGUUUACAUGUGUAUUAAAAUGUGUACAUAUAUAUACAUAUAAUGUUGUGAUUUAUAAAGUAAACAAACCACUUAAUAAGAGCUUAAAGUCGUACAGGGAAUGUGAUGACUAAUUGUCAAAUUGGAAAAAAAAGUUGGAUAAUUAAAAGUAACUAACCGGAAGUAAAAAAAGAAACACUUGCUUUCUUAAUUGUUGGCAUUAGCAAUUUGGGAUUAUUACUAGUCGACGUGAAAAUGUCUAACACUACAGUAGCUCCAACACCAGACACCAGAACGCCCGCCAAGACAACAACCGAGUUAAUUCCCACAACAAACUCUACUGACAGUUUUACCAACGGUACAGUUACCACUGAAAUAACCACAACUAUAAAAGAAACAACGAGCCAGUUUCCUGCAACCACAACAAAUACCACAG
Messenger RNA from Ruditapes philippinarum (Manila clam), 654 nucleotides. RefSeq lists its product as uncharacterized. Lineage: Eukaryota; Metazoa; Mollusca; Bivalvia; Venerida; Veneridae. The record is from RefSeq and is a predicted model, not a curated record.